Camelina sativa (false flax) is the source of this 1573-nucleotide messenger RNA. It is a transcript of the gene EXT3, whose product is annotated as extensin 3. Gene Ontology annotation, biological process: plant-type cell wall organization. The record is from RefSeq and is a predicted model, not a curated record. Gene Ontology annotation, molecular function: structural constituent of cell wall. Lineage: Eukaryota; Viridiplantae; Streptophyta; Magnoliopsida; Brassicales; Brassicaceae.
AAGACACUAAUUGCACAAACCAAAAACAAAACAACCAAUGGGGUCUCCAAUGGCCUCUUUAGUGGCAACUUUGCUUGUCUUAACAAUCUCUCUCACCUUUGUGUCUCAUUCAACCGCUAACUAUUUCUAUUCUUCUCCUCCACCACCGGUUAAGCACUACUCACCUCCUCCGGUUAAGCACUACUCACCUCCUCCAGUUUACCACUCGCCACCGCCACCCAAGAAGCACUACGUGUACAAAUCCCCUCCUCCUCCGGUUAAGCACUACUCGCCCCCACCGGUUUACCACUCGCCACCGCCACCCAAGAAGCACUACGUGUACAAAUCCCCUCCUCCUCCGGUUAAGCACUACUCUCCGCCCCCGGUUUACCACUCUCCACCCCCACCAAAGAAACACUACGUGUACAAGUCUCCUCCUCCUCCGGUUAAGCACUACUCUCCCCCACCCGUUUACCACUCACCGCCACCCCCCAAGAAACAUUACGUAUACAAGUCUCCUCCUCCUCCGGUUAAGCACUACUCCCCCUCUCCGGUUUACCAUUCCCCACCCCCACCUAAAAAGCAUUACGUCUACAAAUCUCCACCACCACCGGUUAAGCACUACUCUCCGCCCCCGGUUUACCAUUCCCCACCACCACCAAAGAAGCACUACGUCUACAAGUCUCCUCCUCCUCCAGUUAAGCACUACUCUCCUCCUCCGGUUUACCAUUCCCCACCCCCACCAAAGAAACACUACGUUUACAAAUCUCCGCCACCACCAGUGAAGCACUACUCUCUUCCCCCAGUUUACCAUUCCCCGCCCCCACCCAAGAAGCAUUACGUUUACAAAUCUCCACCGCCACCGGUUAAGCACUACUCUCCGCCCCCGGUUUACCAUUCCCCACCACCACCAAAGAAGCACUACGUCUACAAGUCUCCUCCUCCUCCAGUUAAGCACUACUCUCCUCCUCCGGUUUACCAUUCCCCACCACCACCAAAGAAACACUACGUUUACAAAUCUCCGCCACCACCGGUGAAGCACUACUCUCCUCCCCCAGUUUACCAUUCUCCGCCCCCACCCAAGAAGCAUUACGUUUACAAAUCUCCACCGCCACCGGUUAAGCACUACUCUCCUCCCCCGGUUUACCAUUCCCCACCACCACCAAAGAAACACUACGUAUACAAGUCCCCUCCUCCUCCGGUUAAGCACUACUCUCCUCCACACCAUCCUUACCUCUACAAAUCUCCUCCUCCUCCAUACCACUAUUAGAAUUCUCUAUCACGGAGAACACGACGUACACAAGAAGAAAAAGACAAGACGAAGCCAUUACUGGUGAUUGUAAUAAGAGAAAGAAAAGAUGAAAGAUAAAGAAUCCAAGCAGAGAAAUUUUUCUCAUCAUUUUCGAAGUAUUUUUAGAGUUUUAUUGUAAUAAUAUGGAACAUGUGUCUGUUGAUCAAUCAGUGGUACAUGCAUGCAAUCAGUAGUCACACAUAUAUGUUUGUAAGUUUAAUUACGUCUUGUGUCUUUCUGAUUUUUUUUAUGUGCAAGUUUGCUUUGUCCCAAUAAUAAAAGAUAUUUUCUUAAUUAAAAGUA